Molecule: messenger RNA, 2834 nt
Organism: Penaeus vannamei (Pacific white shrimp)
Lineage: Eukaryota; Metazoa; Arthropoda; Malacostraca; Decapoda; Penaeidae
Source: RefSeq, a predicted model, not a curated record
GCGAGUAAACAUUGAGCGAGCGACUUCUCGACCUGUAGACAGGUUCCUCGUCCUUUUCCUCCCUUUUUUACGACAUGAUUUCGUGUUUCAGAAUGGUCCACGAGGGCCAAAUAAGCCUCCAGAGCUUCCUUUUAGGCCUAGGGAUCCUGAGUUACUUCCUGGUCACGUGUGGAUUGUGGUCGCCGCGGCUCGGAGUGGCGGAAGAGUGGUUGCAGGACCAUCCGUGGGUCUACUGCGGCUGCUUCUUCGCCUCCGUCAACGCCGUUCUUGCCCUGGCCUUCAGGGGGAAGAGCUGGCAGAUAGCUGUACGAGGAUGUUUCCUGGGUACAGCCUGUGGGCUAGGGGUAAUGGUCAGUGUUCUCUGCAGUUCCUCAUACCAUGUGUUUGGUUGGUACAUGGUAGUACUAACUCUCUUCCACUACUCGGAAUACAUCACCACGGCCAUUGGUAAUCCCGCCACACUCAGCCUUGAUUCUUACCUGUUGAACCACAGUGUUGCCUAUGGUCUUGCAGCUGUGGCGAGUUGGGUGGAAUUCUUCAUCGAGAGGCAUUUUCUGCCUGAAAUGAAAACCCUGUGGUACCUCAGUACCUUUGGCAUCCUUGUCUGCCUAUGGGGAGAGAUCAUUAGGAAGGCAGCCAUGCUCACUGCUAAGACUAACUUCAACCACAUUGUGCAGACAGAGAGACAGAAGGACCAUGAGUUAGUGACCUGGGGAGCCUACAGCAUGUUUCGGCACCCUAGUUAUGUUGGCUGGUUCUGGUGGAGCAUCGGCACCCAGUUGAUCCUUGUCAACCCUAUAUGCACCAUAGCCUAUGCACUUGCCUCAUGGAGCUUCUUCUAUGAAAGAAUCUAUUUUGAGGAAAUAACACUCAUCAAGUUCUUUGGGGAGAAGUAUCUUGAUUACCAGAAGAAAGUAGGUACAGGCUUGCCUUUCAUCCGAGGAUAUCAGUAUGUGCGACGUGUGCGCCAAGAAAGUGAUUGAGGGUUUGAGUAAGUGUAUGCAGGCACAAGCAUUUUACCAUUUUUUUGUAUUCCCAUUCAAUUUUUUUCUUUUGCAAGCAUCAAUUUUGCUGGAAGAAGCUCUCAUUAUACUAACGUACUUUAUUCAAGUGUUAUUUUUUCAUAUCAAGUGAAUUUGAGAAUGCUGGCAUUUUCUCUGAUAUUUAUUAUAUGGGUUUUCUAUAUAUUGAUUAAUUAUUGGUACCAUAAUUAAUUCCUCAUAUUAAUAAUUUUCUUAGGCAGCAAACUGACUUUCUCUGAAAUGUGCGUUCAUAGGGAAAUGUACAUUUUUAUAUGUAAACAGUUAUUAACAUUUACAAACGUGAGCAUGUUUGUACAGUUUUCUAGUCUGUCUUUCCUUUUAUUCCCUUCUGAUAGCAUGUUUUUUUGUUGUUGUUUUUCUCACAGACCAUAUUAAUGGGUAGACUAUUUCAAGAAUGCUGGUACUUGUUUUAUAUUCUGUUCAAUUGGGCAAUAUCUUGUAUAUGUUCAGGUGAAGGAAAAUGUGCUAUUGAAAUUACAAAAGCAUAUAUUGCCAAAUGAACUUUAACCAUCAGAAAUGUUUUUCUUGUCUUAAGCACAGAUGUGAAUAUUAUUCACUUUGUAUUAAUACAGCAGAUUAAUGUUGUUGUUUUCCCCCUCAGAAUACCAUAUAGCUCUUUGAAGUGCUUUGCAUAAUAGUUCUUGAAAAUGUAGAAUAGAAGGCACAUUGUUAUUGAGUAUGAGCAUAGUGGAUUGUGUAUAUGUAUUUAAAAUUAUCAUUUUUAUUAUUCUAUUUGAAAGUACUUCAAAGUAGCAAUCAUUAUGUAAAUUUAGAGUGCACAUAUUCAUCCUAAAUUAAAUUAGAAUGCUCUGUAAAUAAAAAAAACUGAUGGAAGUGGUUUAUAAGAAUAUGAUUAGAGAGAGUAAUUUAAAGCCACUAGUUCAAUCAGGAAUUUGGAUCCCAGAUUGUCACAAUCCUUUUAUAUAUGGUGACCGACUUGCUGCCCAUGCAUAUGUGAUAGAUAGAGCCAUGACUAGAAGGUGUAGUAUGUACCAUAUGUUAGUAUGAGGUGAAUAAUGAAAACAUUACCUUUUUUAAGUUAAUAGUAUUGUUCUUUUUUUCCAUUCUCCUUUAACCAUUUUUGUGAUGUAAGAGAAGGGUAACAUGGGAUCACACUUCCAAAAUAGAUUUAGACUUAGAAUUACCUUAAAAAGUCAGUAGAGAUGUCAAGAAUCUUCAGUAAGUAAAAUGAAGUUGAUAUAGUGUGUUGAAUACUAGUCGAGACCUAUUACUAUUAUGGGCAUUAGUCUAUUUUACAUGUUCAGUUAGGAAAGUUAAGUAUUUGGUUUAGAUAGAAUUUCUGUGAUGGAGAUUUUAAGUAGAUCAUUUGAGAUAAACAUUAAUUACAAUGCAUAUAGGCAUCAGUAUCUAUAGAACUGUAGAUGAAUUUAGAUAGUUGAAGCUAAUGUAAGGGAAAGCUAUACAUUCUAUUUAGAUUUAUUACAUAAGAAUUGUAAAAAAAAAAAAAACAGUAGUUGACAGUUAUCUAUGUAAUGUGCCAAAGUGGAAUUGUUCAUAUAGUUCAGUGGUAAUCAGCUGACCAGAGUAAAAUAGUUAUAGUGAGACAAACAGAUGUACUGACAGACUGGCAGAAACAGAAAAACAGAAAAUAAAAUGAAAGCAAGAGACAGAUAGACUGAGAGAAUAAGAGAGCUGGAAAGAGAGGGAAAGAAGAGUAGAGAAAGUGUUCACUUGAUAUUAUGGCUUUUGUUGUAUCAUUGUUAAGACAGAAAUAAUAUGUUUAUAGUCAUGGUAAUUCUAUCUCUUAUGUGAAUAAAAAAUGUUAAGUAC